CCCUCUGCCGGCCUGCCGAACAACUACCAACCAGCCGGGGAAGCAGAGCAGACUGCAAGGAUAAUGGCUGACAAAGCUGCUGCCAAGAGUUCAAACCCUCUUGAGGACCUGGUGACCCGCCUGAAGCCUGACAAGAUGAGUGGCCGCAUGAUGAAGUAUCCGUAUACUUUCACUGGCAAAAUUGCCCAGUUCCCUUGGGGAUACUACACAAAGAAUGUUUGGCUCUUCAAGUACUAUGGGUUUGGAGUUGCAGCUUGUAUCCCCAUUUUCAUGUGGAUCCAGAAGAUGUCAAAUUCUCCCGAGAACGUAGCCAAAUUUGAGGCUAAGAAAAAAGCUGAAGCUGAACACCAUUAGUAGGGGAAUCACGGCUUGGUGACCUGGUCGGACAUCACCAUGUUCAUUCUUGUACAUUACGUGAAAUUAAACCUUAGUUUGUA
Messenger RNA from Scylla paramamosain (green mud crab), 437 nucleotides. RefSeq lists its product as uncharacterized. NCBI's taxonomy places the organism in Eukaryota, Metazoa, Arthropoda, Malacostraca, Decapoda, Portunidae. Bases 64 to 354 code for a protein of 96 amino acids. The transcript has 4 exons. The record is from RefSeq and is a predicted model, not a curated record.